Molecule: messenger RNA, 327 nt
Organism: Knipowitschia caucasica
Lineage: Eukaryota; Metazoa; Chordata; Actinopteri; Gobiiformes; Gobiidae
Source: the annotation of a GenBank genome assembly
AUGAGUUUGUCGGCAGGUCUGGAUUCUGCACAAAGGUGGGUGCAGCCUCUGCAGCACAGGCUGUCACUACGCACCGCCCAGGGUCACGGUCUCCCCUCUGAGUACCAUGACCGCUACGUUCCCACACUCCCAGCCGCCUCAGCCUGUCUGACCUUUGCCAAGUACGCCACCCUCCCCACUCUGCCCCCUGAGCAGCCUUCCUCCUACUCCUCAUCAUCUUCUCCCAGGGCCUGCGGUUUGGACAGCUGUGGCCAAGCUGCUGCACGGCUUGUGGAAAACAUCCGCCACACAUGGAGGGCUGCACUAGUUCUGCCUGGCCUCUGGUGA